AGCUUUUGGAAGGCGAGGUUUACCACUACCAUACAAAACUCAUGAAAAAGCCAGCUAAGAUUGGAGGCAAGCAUAUCUGGCAUCAAGAUUACGGAUAUUGGUAUAACUAAGGCAACUUGUUUCCCAACAUGAUGACUGUGUUCAUAGCUGUAGACAAAUGCACGAAAGAAAACAGCUGCCUGCAGGUGUUAUCAGGAUCACACAAGUGCGGCCGUAUUGAGCACGUGAAAAUUGCCGCGCAACAGGGAGCAGAUAUGGACAGGGUUGAGGAAAUACGAAAACAUUGUCCGCUGGAGUAUAUCGAAAUGGAACCAGGAGACGCACUUUUCUUCCAUUGCAACCUCCUUCACUGCAGUAGCGCCAACACAAGUGGAAAAAGGAGAUGGGCUUUACGGUGUGCCUACAAUAGAGCUGACAAUGACCCGAUAUGGGAUCACCAUAAUCCUCAUUAUACCAAACUUGAAAAGGUUCCAAAUUCUGCCGUCCUAGAUUGCACGAACUUCACAGACAUGACAGGAAAGAAGAUUUAUGGCGAAAAUCUGGAAAACAUUCCAGGAAGACGGAAAAUUCCACGAGAUGAGCAAUAAAUAGCGAAUAUUCGAUGACGUUUGGUGUCAGAUCGAACCAUAUUUCACCGCGUGAUAGGAGAAAGCGAUACGUUCUAUUUUCUUAACGUCUUUUCAGAACUUUUCCAUCCGGAACAGUGAACAGUUGCGAAAGUAAAUUGAUAAAUCAUCGAAAAGCAUUAAAGAAUGGCUUCUGACUUUAACUUCACUAACUUGUGGCUGAGCGUGAAAGUGAUAUUACCUAAACAAUGAUUUUUGUACUCUCCAAUGUUCGUUACACAUACCAGGUGAAACUACAAUAUACACAUGUUUGAAGGCAUAUAUAAUAAAAAUAGCAUAUUUCCUAACACUCAGCUUAAGCCGAGACGUCGUUCAAUAGUGACCGUUUAAGAUUAUCUUCUAUAAGAUUUGUAUGCUUACAUUUGUAUGAUAAUAAUGUUUUUAUUUUACAAUCAAUAUUGGCAACGUUAUCAAAGAUAUAAAAGAAAGCAUAGUUACAUUUUUAACAUUUGACACGAAGUUUGUUAACCGCUAUAACAUGGAGGGUAAAUGUUUGUUUUUGUGUAAGAGUUUGAUAUAUUUCACCGAGUGAUCAUCAAAAGAUAUAAUCACGAGCUAUAUUCAAACAGUUUGUAUUAUUUGCCUAAUAUUUGAGUGACAAUUAUUUAAUUGCUCUCAUUGAAAAAAAAAACGCGCCAAUUUAUAUGCGAACAAAACGUCAUUUCGUAAUUGACGAAGAGGAAAUUGUGUCCUAGCCCUGUGCGCGCUGCCUUUUGAUUUGGAACAAAGAACGAGCUAAAACUUCAUAAAGAGUGAAAAAUAUCAAUUUGAUAUUAUUUAUGUUUGAAACAGUGAAAUAACAAUGUUUUUCACAGAUAUAGAGGAUAGUUAUUGAAUUAAGUGUAAGAUUGUGUAAGAUUUCACGAGUGGUCAGAGAGUGGUCAAGAGUGCCGUAGCAAUGAGUGAAAACAUUAUUUUCCGUUACAACGAGUGAAAUUAAAUACGAACUUACUUAGAAUUCAACAAAUGUUUUGUAUUCCAUGCAUAUAUCGCGUAAAUUCAAUAUAGUUCGCCGCUUGGGUAAAUUGUUUAACGACAGUCCCUUUCCGAGGCCUCUUUACGAAAGGAAGUACCUGCGGCAUAAUCGCUGUAUCAAGGUUAAUCCUAUUUGCGCGAACUGUACGUCCACUAAAAUAAGUUCCGUACUAUAUGGAAACAGUUAACAUUUACAUAAUGAGACAUUCAUUGCCUUUGAAGCUUUGCAAAUAACGUGUUCUUUGUCAAGGGCAAAGUUCUAGGUGUAGUUGAAUAAAUCCCAUUUGAAAUGAAAUCUUUGACGAUGUCAAUGUUCAGUUAUUAAUAAUCAGCCACGCAUAAGAAAACAACAACUUUAAGAAGAC
This is a messenger RNA of Mya arenaria, 1966 nucleotides long. Its product is annotated as probable phytanoyl-CoA dioxygenase. The record is from RefSeq and is a predicted model, not a curated record. The coding region runs from base 129 to 587 and encodes 152 amino acids. The transcript is spliced from 5 exons. NCBI's taxonomy places the organism in Eukaryota, Metazoa, Mollusca, Bivalvia, Myida, Myidae.